Messenger RNA from Pseudogymnoascus verrucosus, 983 nucleotides. RefSeq lists its product as uncharacterized. Lineage: Eukaryota; Fungi; Ascomycota; Leotiomycetes; Thelebolales; Thelebolaceae. The transcript has a single exon. The coding region runs from base 146 to 955 and encodes 269 amino acids. The record is from RefSeq and is a predicted model, not a curated record.
UUAGUCUUGUUUCCUAUUGUUAUGUCUGUUCCUGGGGUGAUUGACCCUGGCCAUCGUGCCAUGGUAUAAGUACAAUGCACCGCAGCUCGCGUUCCCCGUGUGAAGCUCACACAUCCAAUCGUCCCUUUACCCCCAAUUCCUCACGAUGAAGUUCCCAACCAUCCCCCUCCUGAUCACGGCCCUCGCCAGCAUUGCCGCCGCAGAUGUCGCCGCCGCAGACAAUACAGUCUACGGAAUCAUGUUCUCCCCGCCCCAACAGAACACCGCCCGCACCCCAUCCGCCAGGGCAAUCACCCACGCCUCCUCUCACAUCAAAGGACGACAAGUCUUCUCCCUAGGCGCGCGACAAACCUGCGGCCACGGCUCAACAUGCAAAGAAAUCUGCGAGGGGUGCGGAACCACCUCCUGCGGCGUCCAGGACACAGACGGGUCGUGCAUCUGUGCCAACGAGGCGGGGUCCUGCGCGUGGCCUGGGGACGGUUCUGAGAGUGGCAGCGGCGGGUCGGGUAGCGGUGACGACGACCCUAAAGGCGCUUAUAGCGUUAGUCCGUAUUGUGGGUGGGGUGCGACGUGUCUUGAGUCUUGUGAUGCUUGUGGAACGGAUUAUUGUGGUGUUAGGCUCAUGGCGGUGGGGAAUGCAUGUGUCUGCCGGAGUUUGGAUGGGGAAUGCCCUUCUGGUUCUGCUGGGGACCACCGCGUCGGUUUGGGGAGGGGGAAUGGGACGAGCUCUGAUAGUACCUACCAGUCAUCGACAACAGGUACCGGCACCGAUUUGCCGAAGUCGACGGGCGAUGUGAGCAGCGAGACGACGACUAGCGGUGCCGCAUCGACUACUCAGGAUUCAACACCGACUCAGACCUCUGACGUUAACCUGCCGGGCGCUGCACCGGGAAGGAUGGAGGUUGCUGUUGGGGCGGCUGUGGUGGGGGUUGCGGCGUUGGUGAUGGCGCUGUAGGGAGACGGAUAUAACGGGCAUUGGGUUG